Molecule: messenger RNA, 5439 nt
Organism: Oncorhynchus masou masou (cherry salmon)
Lineage: Eukaryota; Metazoa; Chordata; Actinopteri; Salmoniformes; Salmonidae
Gene: taf2
Product: TAF2 RNA polymerase II, TATA box binding protein (TBP)-associated factor
Exons: 28
Biological process (GO): transcription initiation at RNA polymerase II promoter
Cellular component (GO): transcription factor TFIID complex
Molecular function (GO): transcription cis-regulatory region binding; RNA polymerase II general transcription initiation factor activity; chromatin binding
Source: RefSeq, a predicted model, not a curated record
AAGAAGAACUUUGAGUUGUCGCUCAGACGGAGAGGAUAUAGUUUCAUGUUUUUGGAGCUCAACAUUGACAAAAAUGCUCAUUUGAAACAGAAAUUAUUCUUGCAAAGUUGAAUGAUAGUCUUUGGUAGCGUGCAUAUGUGGAAAAGGUGUUUGAGACAUUGAUAGCAUUGCACAGACAGCCGGCGGGGAAGAAUGGCUGGAAGUGUUGUGUUAACUGGCUAACUGCUAACGUUAGCACUAGCCAACUGACUGACUAGCUAGCUAAAUCGCCACAUUCACUGCGCAUGAACUCAUUGCUUUGGGAUUUAUUAGGACUGGAAAUAUAUAUAUAUUUUUGUGGAUACAGGAAGAACUUUCCAGUCCACACGACCAGCGCGUCAAACCCGUAGUUAACGAACAUGAUCAAAUUCAUAUACCGUAUCAAUGCAUGAAGUCAAGAUGAACAGGAAGAAGGACAAGGGAUUUGAGAGCCCGCGGCCUUUUAAAUUAACUCACCAGGUUGUCUGCAUCAACAACAUCAACUUCCAAAGAAAGUCUGUGAUUGGCUUUGUGGAGCUGACCAUCUUCCCAACUGUGGUCAACCUGAACCGGAUCAAACUCAACAGCAAGCAGUGCAGGAUCUACAGGGUCCGAGUCAACGACCUCGAAGCACCAUUCAUUUACAAUGACCCUACUCUAGAGGUCUGCCACCACGAGUCCAAGCAGAGGAACCUGAACUAUUUCUCCAGUGCCUACACGGCAGCAGUCAGUGCUGUGGACCCAGAUGCAGGACACGGCGAGCUGGUCAUCAAAGUCCCCUCGGAGCUGUGGAAGCAAGGAGACGAGAUGAAUGUGCUGAAGGUGUACAUAGAGUUCUCUCUGGACCAGCCUAAAGGAGGCCUUCACUUUGUGGUGCCUGACGUAGAGGGGAGCAUGGCUGAGAGAGGAGCACACGUCUUCUCCUUCGGAUACCAGAACUCCACAAGGUUCUGGUUCCCCUGUGUGGACUCGUACUCUGAGCUGUGCACCUGGAAGCUGGAGUUCACAGUGGAUGCCUCUAUGGUAGCUGUGUCCUGUGGGGACUUGGUAGAGACUGUCUAUACCCAUGACAUGAGGAAGAAGACCUUCCACUACGUCCUCCCCAUCCCCACCGCCGCCUCCAACAUCUCACUGGCUGUCGGGCCCUUUGAGAUCCUGGUCGACCCCUACAUGCAUGAGGUCACCCACUUCUGUUUACCCCAGCUCCUGCCCCUGUUGAAACACUCCAUGUCCUACCUGCAUGAGAUCUUUGAGUUCUACGAGGAGAUCCUGACCUGUCGAUAUCCUUACUCCUGCUUCAAGACUGUGUUUGUGGACGAGGCCUACGUCCAGGUGUCUUCCUACGCGUCGAUGAGCAUCUUCAGUACUAAUCUGCUCCACAGUGCCAUGAUCAUAGACCAGACCCCCCUGACCAGACAGUGUUUAGCUCAGGCCCUGGCCCAGCAGUUCUUUGGCUGCUUCAUCUCCAGGAUGUCCUGGGCUGAUGAGUGGGUUCUGAAGGGGAUCUCUGGCUACAUCUAUGGUCUGUACCUGAAGAAGACCUUUGGAGUGAACCAGUACCGCCACUGGAUCAAAGAGGAACUGGACAAGAUGGUGGAGUACGAGCUGAAGAUGGGAGGAGUUCUCUUACACCCGACCUUCGGUGGAGGCAAAGACAAGGACAACCCUACCCCUCACCUCCACUUCUCCAUCAAGCACCCUCACACCCUGUCCUGGAAGUACUAUAAGAUGUUCCAGUGUAAAGCCCACCUGGUCAUGAGGCUCAUUGAGAACAGGAUCAGCAUGGAGUUCAUGCUGCAGGUUUUCAACAAGUUACUAAGCCUGGCUAGUACAGCGUCCUCGCAGAAGUACCAGUCACACAUGUGGAGUCAGAUGCUGAUGGGUGUAUCCUUUAAGUCAAUCUCCAACAUUAAUGGUUAGGACAUAGGACCCCUCUUCAAGCAGUGGGUAGACCAGAGUGCGGUGGUGAAGUUCUUUGGCAGUUUUGCCUUCAACAGGAAACGGAACGUUCUAGAACUGGAGAUUCGACAGGACUACACCUCCUCUGGAACACAGAAAUAUGUGGGACCCAUCAAGGUGACAGUCCAGGAGCUGGACGGGUCCUUCAACCACACGCUACAGAUGGAAGAGAACAGCCUGAAGCACGACAUCCCCUGCCACUCCAAGAGCAGACGAAACAAGAAGAAGAAGAUCCCUUUGAUGAACGGGGAGGAGGUUGACAUGGACCUGUCUGCUAUGGACGCGGAUUCUCCCUUGCUGUGGAUCCGGAUCGAUCCAGACAUGUCCAUCCUGCGUAAGGUGGAGUUUGAGCAGGCAGACUUCAUGUGGCAGUACCAGCUCAGGUACGAGCGUGACGUCGUGGCCCAGGAGGAGUCUAUUUUAGCCCUGGAGAAGUUCCCCACGCCGGCCUCCCGACUGGCCCUCACUGACAUCCUAGAACAGGACCAGUGUUUCUACAAGGUCCGCCAGGGCGCCUGCUUCUGCCUCGCCAAGAUAGCCAACUCCAUGAUGAGCACCUGGACCGGUCCUCCAGCCAUGAAGUCUCUGUUCACCAGAAUGUUCUGCUGUAAGAGCUGUCCAAACAUCGUCAAGACCAACACCUUCAUCAGCUUCCAGAGCUACUUCCUACAGAAGACCAUGCCUGUAGCCAUGGCUCAGCUCAGAGACAUCCAGAACCUCUGUCCCAAAGACGUCCUUAACUUCAUCCUGGACCUCAUCAAGUACAACGACAACAGGAAGAACAAGUUCUCCGACAACUACUACCGCGCCGAGCUGAUUGACGCCCUCACCAACUCCCUGACCCCGGCCAUCAGCAUCAGCAACGAGGUGCGCACCGUGGACAACCUCAACGGAGACGUACGCCUCAUCCUGGAGGAGAUCACACGGUCUCUUAACAUGGAGAAACUACUGCCCAGCUACCGCAACACCAUCACUGUCAGUUGUCUCAGAGCUAUCCGGAUGCUCCAGAAGAAUGGUCAUAUUCCCAGUGAUCCCUCUCUGUUUAAAUCCUAUGCAGAAUACGGACACUUUGUGGAUGUUCGUGUCGCAGCGCUGGAAGCUGUGGUGGACUACACCAGAGUUGACAGGAGCUCCGUGGAACUGCAGUGGCUGCUCAACAUGGUCCAGAAUGACCCGGCUCACUACAUCAGACACAAGAUCCUAAGCAUGCUGGGUAAAAACCCUCCCUUCACCAAAGCAGCCGAGUCUCCACUCUGCAACGAGGCUCUGGUCGACCAGCUGUGGAAACUCAUGAACUCAGGUACGUCUCAUGACUGGCGGUUGCGGUGUGACGCGGUGAAUCUGUACUACACUCUGUUUGGUCUGACGCGUCCCUCCUGCCUGCCGCUGCCCGAGCUGGGCCUGGUACUCAACCUCAAGGAGAAGAAGGCCGUGCUCAACCCCACUAUCAAGCCUGAACAGGGACCAGACACCACAGAGAUGACUGGCAACACCAUGGGCGUUCAUAUCCCUGUCAUGGGCUUCACUAGCAGUUUCAACACCGUGGAGGAAGAUGAGAUUGACAUGGAGAGUCCCCAUGACAGCCAGGCAUUCAUCCACCACCAUCUCAACAUCCUGGAGAGGCCAUCCACACCAGGUCAGCACCCCGUCGAACAUCCUGCACUUAUAUCAUUCUGCUUUCAGACAAUCUAGUCCAUUUUUUUUCAAGAACACGAUGCACUUCUAGCUGAUUGGCAAUUCAGUACGUUAAAUCCGUCUCUUCCUGUCUCCUCUCUCCCCUCCUCAGGUAAGGAACCUCCAGCCGUGGACCAGGCCGUCCUCUCCCUGCCUGUCACCCCCUUACCUUCUUCCUUCAGCAAAGAGUCCACCUCUUCCUCCAAACAUAGCGGUGACCACCACCAUCACCACCACCACCACGAGCACAAGAAGAAGAAGAAGAAGAAGCACAAACAUAAACACAAACACAAACAUGAGAGUAAAGACAAGGAGAGAGACUCCCAUGCCUUCAGUAACAGCCCUGCUAGUGGACGCUCCGUGAGGUCUCCAUCCAUGUCUGACUAGAACACAGCUCUGCCUCCUGAUUGGUCCUUCAGUAACAGCCCUGCUAGUGGAGGCUCCGUGAGGUCUCCAUCCAUGUCUGACUAGAACACAGCUCUGCCUCCUGGUUGGUCCUUCAGUAACAGCCCUGCUAGUGGAGGCUCCGUGAGGUCUCCAUCCAUGUCUGACUAGAACACAGCUCUGCCUCCUGGUUGGUCCUUCAGUAACAGCCCUGCUAGUGGAGGCUCCGUGAGGUCUCCAUCCAUGUCUGACUAGAACACAGCUCUGCCUCCUGGUUGGUCCUUCAGUAACAGCCCUGCUAGUGGAGGCUCCGUGAGGUCUCCAUCCAUGUCUGACUAGAACACAGCUCUGCCUCCUGGUUGGUCCUUCAGUAACAGCCCUGCUAGUGGAGGCUCCGUGAGGUCUCCAUCCAUGUCUGACUAGAACACAGCUCUGCCUCCUGGUUGGUCCUUCAGUAACAGCCCUGCUAGUGGACGCUCUGUGAGGUCUCCAUCCAUGUCUGACUAGAACACAGCUCUGCCUCCUGGUUGGUCCUUCAGUAACAGCCCUGCUAGUGGAGGCUCCGUGAGGUCUCCAUCCAUGUCUGACUAGAACACAGCUCUGCCUCCUGGUUGGUCCUUCAGUAACAGCCCUGCUAGUGGACGCUCCGUGAGGUCUCCAUCCAUGUCUGACUAGAACACAGCUCUGCCUCCUGGUUGGUCCUUCAGUAACAGCCCUGCUAGUGGAGGCUCCGUGAGGUCUCCAUCCAUGUCUGACUAGAACACAGCUCUGCCUCCUGGUUGGUCCUUCAGUAACAGCCCUGCUAGUGGAGGCUCCGUGAGGUCUCCAUCCAUGUCUGACUAGAACACAGCUCUGCCUCCUGGUUGGUCCUUCAGUAACAGCCCUGCUAGUGGAGGCUCCGUGAGGUCUCCAUCCAUGUCUGACUAGAACACAGCUCUGCCUCCUGGUUGGUCCUUCAGUAACAGCCCUGCUAGUGGACGCUCCGUGAGGUCUCCAUCCAUGUCUGACUAGAACACAGCUCUGCCUCCUGGUUGGUCCUUCAGUAACAGCCCUGCUAGUGGAGGCUCCGUGAGGUCUCCAUCCAUGUCUGACUAGAACACAGCUCUGCCUCCUGGUUGGUCCUUCAGUAACAGCCCUGCUAGUGGAGGCUCCGUGAGGUCUCCAUCCAUGUCUGACUAGAACACAGCUCUGCCUCCUGAUUGGUCCUUCAGUAACAGCCCUGCUAGUGGACGCUCCGUGAGGUCUCCAUCCAUGUCUGACUGAGCUGUGAAACAUCAUCCUCAAGACUAGACUCCAACUGUCAGUGGUUCAACUCCUCUGAAUAGACCUUACUGGUUUUCUGCGUGUCAACUAGCCUGAAAUCCACACUAAAUAUUGCUUGUUUCAGAGCUAAGUUUAGUUUGA